AUGCGGUCCGACCUUGAGGAGGAGAUCCCAGAUGCGAGGGCGGAAAUCCAGCAAAUGAGUGGGCUGAGCCUUUCCAUGCUGGCACGGUCCAGAUCGGAUAUGGAGGGUGUCGAUCGGCGGAGCUUGUUUGAGGUGUAUACUGAAUUGUGGCGUGCGUGGGAGCAGAGCGCAACCUUUCAAACCGAGGCAAAAGGCAAACGGCGUUUAUCAGUUUGCAUUUCUGCGGACUUGGACUUGGCCAAGUUUGGUGACGUUGACUUCAGAAUCAAGGUGGACCGGUCUCGUGGGCUGGAAGUCGCCAGCAAGUUUAGGGUUCCAAUUCACACCUGCACCAAGUCACUCAACCCGCCUCGCGAGAGGCCAUCCGAGGCGGGCAACAUCCCCGGCCCCAGUGGCGUGCUUGAAGUUCUGUCGGUGGAUAGCAGCCGACUUGAGAAUGAUACCAAGAUGUACUUCUUCUUCAAGGUCAUCAAUGUUUCUAGCCCGCUGAGGAUUACGGUACUUGAGGGGCAGGCCGUCACUGUGCGAGACCGCCAUGACCUGCUCUGGGUUUGGAUACCUGCAGGUAACACUCCAGCUUCGACAGAGGUACCCAAGGGUGUGUGCAUUGAGGUGAUCAAUGCAACUAUUCGGACACAGGCUUUGGAGGAUAUGCGCCUUGACUAA
Molecule: messenger RNA, 666 nt
Organism: Podospora pseudopauciseta
Lineage: Eukaryota; Fungi; Ascomycota; Sordariomycetes; Sordariales; Podosporaceae
Exons: 2
Coding region: 1-666 (221 amino acids)
Source: RefSeq, a predicted model, not a curated record